CCCUCGCGGUGGCUGUUUCCCGGAGCAUGCGCGCUCGCGCUGCCGACACCCUCCCCCCCCCUUUGGCCGUGCGUCAAGAUGGCGGCCUCCGUCUUGAAUGUGCUGCUGAGGCGCCUGCCUAUGCUUUCGCCCUUCAGAGGCGCCUACGGAGUUCAGGUUUCCCACCAGAAUCUUUGUUCCAAAGCCUCCCCUGAGGAAGAUUCUUUGUCCUCACUUCCCAUUUCUCCUUAUAAGGAUGAGCCCUGGAAAUACCUAGAUUCAGAAGAAUACCAGAGCCGCUAUGGUUCUCGUCCUGUCUGGGCUGACUACCGUCGCAACCACAAAGGUGGAGUACCCCCGCAACGGACUCGAAAAUCAUGUAUUCGUAAAGAUAAAGUUGCUGGGAACCCCUGUCCCAUCUGCCGGGAUCACAAGCUGCAUGUUGACUUUAGGAACGUGAAGCUCUUGGAACAGUUUGUCUGCGCUCACACGGGCAUCAUCUUCCAUGCUCCUUAUACAGGGAUCUGUAUGAAACAGCACAAGAAGUUGACCCAGGCCAUCCAGAAAGCCAGGGAUCACGGUUUCCUCAGUUACCACAUUCCCCAGGUUGAACCUCGCGACCUUGACUUCAGCACCUCUCAUGGAGCUGUCAGUAUUACUCCGCCAGCCCCCACCCUGGUUUCAGGUGACCCCUGGUACCCAUGGUACAGCUGGAAACAACCACCAGAGAGAGAGCUGGCCCGUCUUCGCCGGCUCUAUCAGGGCCAUCUCAAAGAAGAAAGUGGCCCCCCACCUGCGUCAAUGCCCCAGGUUCCCCUUACAACCUCAAUUGAAGCCUCCCACGUUGAGCAGGCAGACCCCCAGAGUGCUCCAUCUGCCUCUGAGCAGGCAGGCCCCCAGAGUGCUCUGUCCCCCAAUGAGCAGGCAGGCCCCCACAGUGCUCAGUCUGCUCCUAAGCAAGCAGACCCCCAGAGUGCUCCAUCUGCCUCUGAGCAGGCUGGCCCCCAGAGUGCUCAGUCCCCCACUGAGCAGGCAGGCCUCUAGAGUGCUCUGUAGGAGAAGCUGUUGAAUGGGAAGGAAGCCCAAGGGGUUAUGAAAUCAUGUCUAGGAAUUUCGUGAUGCAAUUUCACCCUGAAAAGUUGUAGCUGUUCUGUUGGCAAUGGGAGGCCUAGGGCCAGAGAAAGGAAAUAGUUGAAGCGAUCAAUAACCUGAGGCCAAGGAAGGACAGUACAGUGUGUGGAAAACCCCUGACCCCUGCAUUUUGUGACUAGAUGAACUGAAUGUUCUGUUGCUAUGUCGGACUUCUGCCAAGUCCACUUUUCUACAAUAAACUAUCUGCUGUGGCUGCGCUGUUUCA
Messenger RNA from Condylura cristata (star-nosed mole), 1336 nucleotides. It is a transcript of the gene MRPS18B, whose product is annotated as mitochondrial ribosomal protein S18B. Gene Ontology annotation, cellular component: ribosome; mitochondrion. The transcript is spliced from 7 exons. The record is from RefSeq and is a predicted model, not a curated record. Bases 79 to 1023 code for a protein of 314 amino acids. Gene Ontology annotation, biological process: mitochondrial translation. NCBI's taxonomy places the organism in Eukaryota, Metazoa, Chordata, Mammalia, Eulipotyphla, Talpidae. Gene Ontology annotation, molecular function: structural constituent of ribosome.